This is a messenger RNA of Dichomitus squalens LYAD-421 SS1, 1140 nucleotides long. RefSeq lists its product as uncharacterized. NCBI's taxonomy places the organism in Eukaryota, Fungi, Basidiomycota, Agaricomycetes, Polyporales, Polyporaceae. The coding region runs from base 1 to 1140 and encodes 379 amino acids. The record is from RefSeq and is a predicted model, not a curated record. The transcript is spliced from 10 exons.
AUGGUCUGGCUCAAGGCAUUCAACCUUGGGAUAGUGUUCCUUUACGGGGUGUGGACACAGCCUGCGCAUGCAGGCAAUACCACAUGCGCAAGCAGCCAGUUAGACUGGUAUACAGACAUGGUCGGAGAGUCUCCUUGCGUGACCUACCAGCGGCUGCGCCAAAUAUGCAACCAGGACUAUCAAGUUUCCAAUUUCAAGUCAAGUGUACCCGGAGAUCUCUGUGAUGAUGAAGUUGUCGCAUACCAAUUAAGCAUGCUUUGCAUGAACUGUCAGUGGGACCUCAAGCUCGGCAACCAGGAAGGAUGCGAUGCGCAACAAUUGUGGUGCUGGGACAAACAAUUCCCGAAUUCCUUUAUCAAGAUUGGGGCGCUGGCGAAUGGGCAUAAAUUCAACGGGAUUGUCGAUAACAUACGCUCCUUCUCGCACAGCGCCUACUCAAGAGAAAGGGCGGGAUUAGAGGCUGCUCAGACCAACAAUAACAUAUUCACCCACUGUCCUAAUCAGAUCAUAACCGUGUCUACGCCUACUUCCGCCUCCAAUCCAAUGUCGGGCGUUCCUAUAACCGAAUCAGCAACCACGUUCGCUUUCACCUCUAAUUCAGUGUUGGGCGGUCCUUCAAGCGAACCACCAACCACGAUCACGGCGACUUCGAACUCACCGUCUGGCGACGCUACACCAUCCGCGGGGGACAACGUGAGACACAGCAAUCAUAAAUCGCACGCUAAUGUCGGCGCUAUUGUCGGAGGCGUAGCCGGGGCCGCUGGCGCUGUCGCAAUCAUUGGAGGGCUCAUCGUGUUGUGGAGGAGGAGAAAACAACGGCACGGUAUCCGGGAUGGCGAAAACCCUACAACACAACGGCACCACAGCUACGGAUACCGGGCGGUGCUCUCUACCAGCAUGGGCGAGCCCAUAGGGGCGAGCUUUGGUAGUCCCGCUCUUGAGGGCUUCCGCGGGAAUGCAGAUCACUCACCUCCCGCGUAUGGCUCAUGGCAACCUGCAGUGGCAGCCAGUAACCCACCAAUCCCCCCAAUUUCCUCGACGCCGGGGCCGAACGUGAACGCUCCGCCACGAUCUCGUAUGGUUUGGUCAGAGCUGCCCUCGAGAACGCAGCCAUUGGAAGAGAAGUGGAGGGGGUACUAG